GGCGCGCAUGCCUGGGUCGUUGCGGUGGGGGGGGGCGGGGGGCGGGCGUCACAGGUCCUGACAGGGAAGAAGUUAGCAGGUCCUGGCAGGGGACGAGCUGCGGUGGCGGCACCUCCGGGUAUGGAAGGCUCCAGUGAGAUGGAGUCGCGGGUCGCGGACGCUGGGGCCGGUGAGACUGCGAGAGCAGCGGGCGGCCGUCCGGCAGUUGGCUGCACCACUCGGGGGCCCGUAGUCUCGGCGCCCCUGGGAGCCGCCCGGUGGAAGCUCCUGCGGCAGGUUCUGAAGCAAAAACACCUGGAUGAUUGCCUGCGACAUGUAUCUGUAAGAAGAUUUGAAUCAUUUAAUCUGUUUUCAGUAACAGAAGUCAAAGAAAGGGAAACUGAAAAGGAGGUUGGUGCAUGGGUCCAAUAUACAAGCAUCUUCUGUCCUGAAUACAGUAUCUCCAUAAGGCAUAAUAGUGGAUCCUUGAAUGUUGAAGAUGUCCUUACCAGCUUUGACAAUACAGGAAAUGUUUGUAUCUGGCCAUCCGAAGAGGUGUUGGCUUACUACUGCCUCAAGCACAGUAAUAUAUUCAGGGCCCUUGCUGUGUGUGAGCUAGGGGGUGGCAUGACAUGCUUGGCUGGGCUCAUGGUUGCUAUUUCUGCAGAUGUCAAAGAAGUUCUGUUAACUGAUGGGAAUGAAAAGGCCAUCAGAAAUGUGCAAGACAUCAUCACAAGGAAUCAGAAGGCUGGUGUUUUUAAGACCCAGAAAAUAUCAAGCUGCGUUUUACGAUGGGAUAAUGAGACAGAUGUCUCUCAACUGGAAGGACAUUUUGACAUUGUUAUGUGUGCUGACUGCCUGUUUCUGGACCAGUACAGAGCCAGCCUUGUUGAUGCAAUAAAGAGAUUACUCCAGCCCAGGUUGAAAAAGGAAAACCCGGACAUAUAUGAAGAAAACCUUCAUUACCCGCUUCUGCUUCUUUUAACCAAACACGGAUAGAAGAUUAAGCUUCUCAAAGACGAAGAAAAAUAUCAAGUGCACAGGGAAUAUUUUUACAAAAACAGCAAUCUGUAAUGGGUAUAAUCGCCUGCCUGCCCCCUUUGCAGCAUUUCACGUGUGGGCUAUGGCCUCCACCUGUCCUCACCCACGUUAUUCCCCAGCUGCCCUCUCCAGCUCCCUCCCUGCCUCUUUUUACACUCUGCUUGUUGCUCUUCCUGCCCUAAACCUUUGUUUGUCUUUAAAUAUGUAUAAGCUGCCUAUCUGUGACUUGAAUUUGACUGGUGAACGACCUAUUUUUCCCUCUAAUUGAGAGAGAAUUUCUUUUGAUAAUACCCAUCCCUCCUUAAAUUUUUUUUUUUUUUUUGGUCUUUGUUCUGUUUUGGUGGUGGUAGUUUUUAAUCAGUAAACCCAGCAAAUAUCAUGAUUCUUUCCUGGUUAAAAAAAAAUAAAGCAUAUCGUUUUAUCUCCCUCCAAUUAAUUGUAUUAAAUCUGCCAUUCCGUUCUCUAUCCCUCUCUCUCCUUCUUUUUUUCCUUUUAAACAGUAUGUUUUUUUUCCCUAUAGAUGUAUAAGAAAUGACUACAUCAGCCCAAAGCCUCAUAAACUGACCGUUUGUCCUCUGGACACAAUAGCGUGGCCAGCCCUCUGCUCCUCCUCCCCAAUUAUGUGUGAUUAGUCUCAGUGUGCUGUGUCAAGGAGGGGGAGUGUGCUGAGUGCUUAUUAUCUGUUUAGGUACAAGAAGAGCACAUUUAGGCUCUGACUAUGAAUGAAAAGUGAGCCUUUAUCAGGGCUUAAAUCUGACUGCUGCUGUUCUCCAGGCCUCUUUCAAAAUAGGUCCUUCCCAGAGAAAUUUUGAAUACAUGGUUGAUAAACUAGAUUGCAACCAGGGGGAGUUUUUUAAAAACUCAAUCACACAAUUAUCUUAUUUAAAGUAAGUAUAUAUUGUUAUAUGCUGUGAUUCAACUGUAUGGUAAACAUUUAAUAGGUGCUACCUAGGAUUAAGAGAGAAUGACUUUUCUGCAGGGAACCCAAGCUUAUCCUUGCCUAGGCAUCCAUGAGAUGCUCUAAUGCCUUUUGUGGAAAUUCAGAUGUUUAUCUGUAAAGAAUCAUCUGUGCCCACUUUAGCAGUAAUGUCAUUAGUAGGUUAGCUGUAUAUCCUCAUAUCUUUAGAAGAGGCAAAAACAUGUAUUCAGUGUGAUACAAUUAAAGUGAUAGGUGAGAGACUGGGGGUCCAUCCUUUUGCAUGUUAAACAAACUUAGCUGUCAUAAAAGCAGCGACUCUCAAAUGUCUUCUCUGCUCACUUCUAUCAUCAAACAAAUUUUUCACCAUCAGUUUGCAUGUCCUUGUAUUCACCACUUUUUCUGCUCCAUUAGAGCACCUAGAUGGAUCUCAGAAGGCAUAGGUCAAGUCGCAGUUAGAUCAUACAUUUCUUUCUCACAAAAACUUGAAUUGCAAUGCCAAGUGAUGGGCUAACAUCACAAUAACAGCAAUUUAUUCCUCUUUGGAUAAAACAGCAGUCUAUUCUCAGUGCUAGAUAAAGACCAGGGCAAUGCAAACCAGCCAUUUAGCUGAGUAGUUCAGCUAGUGGCAGCUCUCCUUUGGCGACUGUAUAGGUUGCACACUGGCUUCAUAUUUUCUUGUUUAAAAAUUAGAAUUUGGCAUGUUUUAAAAGGCAACACAAGCCAUUCCAUUUAUACUGGUGAAAAUACAGCAAAAAUAUUUCCUCUGUAAAACCUGCAACUAAACCUGCCAGACAAAGAAAACGCAUCCCUGUAGUAGCACCUAAGAUGGUCUAUUCUUUUUUCUUUUUAAAUAUGGAACAGCAGGAUUAUGAGAAUAUUUUCUUUUUCUCUGAAGAAAAUACACGAAUUGGCAAGAAUUCAAUUUGCAUUUGUGUGUUGUGGGUGGAGAAAUCCAGUGUUUAUGUCUCUGGGAGAUACUAUAUUUUAAAAAGUAAACUAGGAAUGCAUUUUUUUUUAAUAUCUGAGAACAGUGUUUCAGAAUUGAACUGUUGCUACCAAGAGAUACCUAGUAAGGAAAUUCACUUAUUAUGUAAUUGAAACCUAGAGAAUCUCCUACACGAUGUAAAGGGUUUCAUAGAUCUGUUCUUCAUGGGAUCCUCACCUGGAAAUAUCUCUAGACCAGGUUCUUUGAAAGUUUGUAAGAAAUGUUCUAUAUUAUUGAAUAAUUUUACAGUUUUUAUUUUCCCAAAGUUUAAUGGAAUGCCGAUAUUGAAAAGUGAAAUAGACCAGCUUUAAAAGUUUAUCCAUUUACAUUUCUUUUGAACUUUAUAUUUCUCUGUGUCAAUUGCAAUUGAAAUGGCCCAUUCCAUAAUUGCCUAUGUAAUUAUGCAUGUGUUUGUUUCCGAAAGGAAGCCUGUCUGCUUAGGAAAUCCUAAGAAUAAUGAUAUUUCUCUUCUUUGUGUACCUUUAUCUUCUGAUAAAACUCAUGAUUUUCCUUUGUCAUACUAAGUAGAUUUGGUUGGAUGAACAAAUGUUUCUAAUAUUGCCGAUGGUCAGUUCUAAUGUGUGAGAUGAAUAGCUACAUACAAGUUGGUUAUAAGAAAUACAUUUUACUUUAUAGCAAGACAUAUGCUGUGAAUUGGGAUAAAAGUGCUAGAAAAGACUACCUAAGAGGUUGAUGCUAUUUUGUAUAAAUUGUGUAUUUUGUUGGCUUUUUGACUGAGCAUGAAAAUGUAAGUUCCAUUAGGGAAGGGUAAUUUAGGUGCUCAGUAUUCAGCAGAAAACUUGUCAGGGCCAUAAAAGCUUUUCUGGCUAGUUCCUCGGGUGUUUUCAGAGAAGAGCUGCCCGCCCCUUGCUGAUUUUCCCUUUGGCUUUAGUAUGGGCUGAAUUUACCACUGCAUACCUGUUGAAUCAAAUUGGGGGAUCCAGCAGUUAACUGAGUGAAUGGAAGGAUUAGUUGCCCUCCGGAGCCCUAUUUCAACAGCCAGGUGUCUGUCCUAAACUAGUUAACUGCUUUUGACAGCUGAAGAACCUGGUUUUAAUACCAGAGGCAGGAGGUGGUUGUGUUUUUUCCCAUCUCUCCACUACCAAAGUGGGACAUACCUUCUCAUGAGGGUUAGGUGGUUUUUGUUUUUUAAUAGGAACCCAGCUUCCAUGGAUUUUUGUCUUUGUGCUUAGUCAGCAUUUGACUUGUUUCCAAUCUAUGCCAGACAAUUCAUUCACAUUGUCCGGCAAGAACCUUUCAUUGGACUCUGCGGGGGUGGGGCAGAAUGCCCACAUAGGGGAGAGAGUCAAAGUAUAUGUACAAACAUAUACACACACACACACUCACAGGAAACAUUAAGCUAUUUAGAUCCGAGAUGUGGGCUCCAGCCCCCAGAUUCCAGGUACAUCCCCAUCCCAGAUCAAAAUCCCCUGAGUUCAGGCUGUAUGAAACAUAAUUAUGUUGAGUGUAUGCCACAGAGAAAAAAUGGAUUUGAAAGUCAGGCUGAUUUUAGGCAGGGUAAAUAUGUUUUCCUGAGUGGACUAUUUCCAAAUUAGGAAGGAGCCUGUUAGUGUUUAUCACACCAUUAAGCCUGAAAUGCCACUUUUAAUUCUCAGAUUUCAUUUUACCCAGAGAGCUUACCUUCCAGGCUGUGGCUAAAUGCUCACAGUGUUCUCUGCCCUGAAAGUCUGUGCAUUUGGAGUCUGUAUUUUGCCUUUUUUGUCCCCCUGACUUUUCAAUUAAUACAUUUUUUAAUAGAUAAAACAGAUCAUACCGUGACUUUUAAAAUGUCAACAAGCUCGUAAACAGAAAUGUAAUAAAAUGGCUAAUAGGAGAUUCAAUAGUUAAUAGAGGGCCUGAAGUGUGAGCAAAUACAGUAGCUGUAUAUUGGAAACUGUGCAAGUGAAGAUGGCUUUAGUAUUGCAAACUGAGGAAGAAAAUUGUUUUUAAUUAGCACCUUCAUAAGAACUGCUGAUUAAUACUGUUUUGUUUGGUGAAAAGCUUUCAGCUGAGUAAUUUGUACAGCCAUUACAACAGUUUUGUUAGAGCGGGACUCCUGUUGUUAAACACAAACAGCAGAUGAUAAUGGUGGAAGAUGAGUUUGUCAUGUAACAAUUUACCUUAUUGAAAAAAGCUUUAUAUAAAACCCAAUACAGUAGGUACCAGCAGAAAUCACAUAUUUUAAAUCCUUCCAAAAUUGCAGUGUGCCAUGCUUAUGGUUUUUUUUUUUUUUCCUCAGGGCUAGAAGCAGAUUUUAUAUCAUUUAUAAAAUUAUAUACACAAUUUAAAGGUGGUGUAGCGUGGACAGACCACUUUCUUAGCAGCAGUUUACAUUGGAGCAGUAAAGUGGCCGUGUAUUCAAACAUUUGCUAACUACACAGAGAAGGUGGAAAAAUGAAAGCCUAAUUAAAUAAUGUUACUCAAAUGUAAAUUUGCAUUGCGACUGGAUGCAGGGAAAUAAGAACUGGUGUUUCUGCCUUAGGUGGGUUUAACAUAUAUAGGAUCUUAAAAAAAAAAAAUCUCUCUCAACAGAAGUUUAAGUAACUUUUUUUUUUUUUCUGGUGAUGUUUUAACUGACCCAGAGGAAACUGCUCAUUCAAUGAGACCUGACCAGGGAAUAAGAGGCUGAUUUCAGUGAACUCCCAUAAAAUGGAUAUUUUGCUAGCCAGAAGCAUGGGAAAUUUUGUGUGUGUGUGCUUAAAAUAAAAUCCAAUGGUAAAGCAUAUUUGCAUUAAAAUAUUAUGCUAACCAA
Messenger RNA from Macaca mulatta (Rhesus monkey), 5676 nucleotides. It is a transcript of the gene CAMKMT, whose product is annotated as calmodulin-lysine N-methyltransferase. Gene Ontology annotation, molecular function: calmodulin-lysine N-methyltransferase activity. Gene Ontology annotation, cellular component: cytoplasm. Lineage: Eukaryota; Metazoa; Chordata; Mammalia; Primates; Cercopithecidae. The record is from RefSeq and is a predicted model, not a curated record.